CUCUGUAUAAGAGGCACGCAUAGUUGCUCGAGGCCCCCGUCUGUUCCAGCUAAAAGUUUCGCUGUUCAAAAUCUCUGGAAGCUCACUUGCCUUUCAAUAUUUCUUUGUUUCUGUGCCUGCUGCUCAGUUGGUUUUCCGUCUUCAACUUCGUGGACUGUGUCUGGGAUCUCGCCCCUCCCAACGAAGCGGCCAUUGAACCGUAUGGCGAAAUUCAACUCAGACAACUUGGUUCCACCCCUUCCUCCUGUUCCUCCUAUCCCUCCUAUCCAUCAUCCAUCUGCUCAGCCAAAUGAGGUUCCUCAUAUAGUCCCCAUCAAGACACAAGGUCGAGCGAGCCCGGAAUACUUAAUCAACUGCAUGAACCGGCUCCAUGUGCAAACCGAAAGGGCUUCAAACAAGAACUCUCCUAGAGCAGAAGGCCUAGCUGCCAUGGAUGAUAUCGAUGCAGGCAGCCCUCUCCUAUACUUGGGGUAUACCUUUGUCAAAGCCACCCCCGCUCCUGGGAAGAAGAGCACCUGGGGUCAGAUCGAGAGGGCGAAGAUGCAUCUCAGUCAAUCAGAAUUGAUGAAUUUAGUGGCCAGCCGGAACAAAAGAAUACCAGUGGCUGAGCAAUAUCAUUCGUUGUCUAAGGUGAAGCGUGCCCAUGUCGAUCAGCUGAUUCACGAGCUCAAGUCGGGUGGUCCUCGGUUUGAGUGGACUUGUGUCUAUGUCAAGGAGGACGAGAAACCGUUCAAGGGCAAGAAUCAUCGACGCGGCGAUUACGAGACGGUGUCGUUGGAUGUCAUUAUUUUGAAGAAGGCCGCAACUUUGGUUUACCCCACGGUCUGGGUUAAUGAACCGGUGGAAAGAACUAACCCUACCAGAGAGACCUUUCAGACUCCUACGCCUCAUGGUCUCUUCAGCAAGGAGCCUAAGAUAGGCCAAGCUGUUCCUCUCGUGGACUCCAUUGCUAGGAAGGCGGCGCCUGUUGUCCACCGGGAACCUGCCGUUCAUCAAGGGUCUGCCGUUCAUCAGGCAACGUCAAUAAGCGUACCCGAUGUUCACCAGACAUUGCCCUCCAAGCCCAAUAAUGUUCAAGUCCCACCUCCUCCGCCGCAACACCCAAUUCCGACAGGAGCACAACAACCCACUCCUCAACAGUGGGCAGCUUGGAUGCAACAAGCGAUGCCAGCUAGUGCGCACCAACAGCAUCGUCCUUCAGUUAUGCUGCAUGACCCUACAACACCCAGUGCAGGGCACGGCACCCACACGAAUAUUCCACAGAUGCCGGCCAUGUGGGCUGAUCCACGAGGGGCUUCUGUCGCACAGGGUCCGGUCCAUCGAGGACCCACUCUUCAUUCCCAGUCCAGUCCGUUAGGACAUCCUGAAAUGCAAGAGAUGGGUAAGACCAGACUCCAUACACCCACUUAUCCUACGCCCGAGCAUACCAACAUGAGAAUUCCAGUCACGGAACCGGAGACAGAUUCCGCACUAGAGUCAAGCAGUGUGGACGAUGUAGAGUCCGAAUUUGACUUCGAGGACGAGCUUUCAGUGUCCGAGGACUCUGACGGGGAGUUAGAAACUGAAGAAAGCCGUCAGCCAUGGCGAGGCAGUUUAUACCGUCGCCAUUCCACCUCGAGCGCCAAGCAGACCUAUCGUACGCACUGCCGGAAGCAGCCACCAAAGGGGAUUUUGAAGCCGGGGACUGGUCGCAGUGGUUCCCCUGCUGGCCCGAUUGAUGUGAUCCCUGCCAAGAGCCAUCCCACUGACCCCAGGGUCAUUGUCAACCGAGAAGUUACACGGCUGGCCCGAGAUCGGCCCAAGAUUAUUCAGGCCCCUGUUCCUCCCAAGGCGGUGGACAUGCAGCAAUUGCUGGAUGAGAGAAUGGGCCGCUAUGAGGGAGGACGGAUGCGCAACGACAUUCGAACCCGGAUGUUGGAUGAUCGCGAGGCGCGACUAGAGCAUCGCGAGAGACUAUUAGAUCUCAAGGCGCGGGUGCUGCAGGAGGAAUGGGACAAUGGAGGUUACCUGCCCCGUCGCCUGUCACUCCGGGACUCAGGGUCAUUUUAUUCUCGACGAUAUCGCCCGUUGGACGAUCUUCGUUGACUUUAUGCAGAAGUCUCACUGAGAUGGUAUCGAAUCCACAGUUUUACUGAGCAGGGAGAGUCGGGGAGUUGUUUUGUUCCGGUUGAGGUCUCCGUUUCAUUUUCGGGCGUUUCCUCGGGUGAAGAAGGGAUGUGGGUAUUCCAUAACGUCAUUGGAGGAGGUGGGCAGGGAGUUUAGUUUCUAACACUAUUGGAAUUCAGUUUGAUAAGAUGUUGUAUGUACUUAAUGGCAGAACCUUUUGCAGGUCACGCGGAGAAUUGCCCGAAUGCAGUAGAGCAGAAGGCAACAGGGAAGAAGGAAAAUUGGAUGCAGGAGGUGGGGAAGCUGUGCAGCUGGAGUGUUUUGUACAAUAGGUUGUGCCAGCUCAGAGGCAGUUAGUGUUAAG
Molecule: messenger RNA, 2470 nt
Organism: Aspergillus saccharolyticus JOP 1030-1
Lineage: Eukaryota; Fungi; Ascomycota; Eurotiomycetes; Eurotiales; Aspergillaceae
Exons: 1
Coding region: 202-2085 (627 amino acids)
Source: RefSeq, a predicted model, not a curated record